CGAACAACAAAUACACGUGUUUUUUUUUGCACCGUACAUGAAGAUACAGGAGGGAAAACGUCAAUAUAAGAAGUGGCAUCUCGACGGAACCGGGCCUGGCAGCACACCCUCCGCCCUUUGACAAGACUCUGGGAGAUAGAUGAUGAAAAUGAAAUGAUCUUUUCUUCUUCUUCUUCUUCUUCCUUGUAGCAGUCUGACGCAGGGACAGUCCGAUGGGACGUGUGGGACGAUAGAAGCAGCAGAGGGAACAGGAGGAGCUGCUGCUGCCUGUUGACAUCAACCUGUCCCUGUAGUUAUUUCUUCUUCUUCUCGUUUGCAACACAAAUUAACUCACGAUGAAACCUCGAGACUCCACGAAGGAGAAGAGCAGCCUGUGGAUAUUCGGAUACGGCUCCUUGGUGUGGAAACCCGGGUUUGCUUACAAGAGGAGCACAAUCGGCCACAUCCGAGGAUUCAAAAGACGCUUCUGGCACGGAGAUGAUUUCUACCGAGGGGACAAGGACAAGCCAGCCAGAGUGGUCACACUGGUGGAGGAUGAGCAAGCGUGCACAUGGGGUGUGGCCUACGAAGUCACCGACUCCCAGGUGGAAGAAUCCCUCCAGUACCUGAACAUGAGAGAAAUUGUGCUGGGGGGCUACAUAACCCAGAUGGUGGAGUUCCUGCCGAAGGAGAAAGGCCAGGGGCCGCUGCUGGCCGUCGUCUACAUCGCCACCUCCAGCAACCCCAUCUACCUCGGCCCGGCCUCGGACAGAGAGAUCGCUGCCCAGAUUGCCGCGUGCAGUGGCAACACGGGCCACAACAUCGAGUACCUGGUCCGCCUGGCGGAGUUCAUGAGGCUCUCCUGCCCCGAGGCGGAGGACGAGCACCUCUUCUCCAUCGAGGCGGCAGUUUUAAACAUUUUCAGUGAAUGUGGGGGGAUCAAACCCCAAAAACCCAUACUGCUGGGAGCUUCAUGAAAGACGCCGCUCCGCAGUCUUAAAAAUGUCUUUAUACAUGAAGUCCUUUAAAAAGGAAUAUCUGACUUGACUUUUAUGGUGGGGGGGGGGGGGGGGGGGGGGGGGGGGGGACGUUGCUGUCACUCAGCACUUCCUCUUUUAUCUCAUGUUACUCAGCACUCUACUCUUGACCUUCUCACUUCUUCUCACCAGCUGUACCACUGCCACAUACUGUAUGCAAACUCCAGAAGCAUGUGAUGCUUUUAAAAAUCACACGAAGAGAUGACGUCUAUUUUUUGAAUCCUAUGCUUUCACACCUUUGUUGUAAAAGGCUCUCAAAAGCUAUUGUGCAUUUUCAAAGAAAAUUUUGUUUUAAUAAAACUACUACAAAAUCUG
This is a messenger RNA of Scophthalmus maximus (turbot), 1331 nucleotides long. Its product is annotated as glutathione-specific gamma-glutamylcyclotransferase 1-like. The transcript is spliced from 3 exons. Lineage: Eukaryota; Metazoa; Chordata; Actinopteri; Pleuronectiformes; Scophthalmidae. The record is from RefSeq and is a predicted model, not a curated record. The coding region runs from base 336 to 956 and encodes 206 amino acids. Gene Ontology annotation, biological process: glutathione catabolic process. Gene Ontology annotation, cellular component: cytoplasm. Gene Ontology annotation, molecular function: glutathione specific gamma-glutamylcyclotransferase activity; gamma-glutamylcyclotransferase activity.